AUUAGCAGCGGAAACUCUAAUUUAGUCGGAGCGUCACUGCCGUAUCUCCCUCGUGGGAAAUACAAGGCGACAUAACCUUUUUAAAUUUACUGACUACUAUUCACUAGUAGAAAAAACCCCUGUUGCAACCCCCUUGUUGCAGCGUACAUGUAUUAAUACGCUUCAACAACCAGUCGGUCAACGCGGGUCAAACCAUUUAAAUGGUUGUUGCAGCGUACAAUUUAAUUGUUCCCUGCAAAAGUGUUUGUUGCAGCGUACAUUUUAAAAGCCCCCUGCAAUAGCCCGUUUUUAUCGCAGCGUACAUUUAAAAGCCCCCUGCAAUAACCCGGAUUAAAAAAAAAAAAAAAAAAAAAGCUGCGAUGUUGGUUGAAUACUACGGAGUAAUUCAAAACAAUUACGCAUCUCAAAAUUUCAGCUCUCGCGCUCAACUCCCUUUUUCUUCCCUUAGCUUUCCCUGCGUCGCCCCCUCAAAAAAAAAACCAUUCCUGCGUCAUCAAUCGAGCUUCCUCAUAGAGUCGUCGUUGGUUCUGGCCUCCUCGCCAGUCGCCGGUGGGUCUCUUUUCUCGCCUCCUCUCCAGGUCGUCAUAGCAGAUGAGUCGCAUUAUUUGAAGAAUGCUCAAGCAAAGAGGACAUUUGCCUCUCUUCCGGUUAUAGAGAAAGCGCAGUAUGCAAUUGAGAUUCGUAUUAACAUGAAUCUGGCGCAAAGCGUAUGAAGAUAAUUGGAGUGAUGGGCCUGAAGACUUGACAGGUCAUUCUCGGUUUGGAGUCAGCUUGAUCACCUCUUGCUGCUUGCAGUAUAGUACAACUUUGAUUGGUAUGCUUUCUACUGUAAUCGGCUUUAAAGUACGAGUAGACUGCUUUUGAAGUUUGCUAAAGAUUAACUGUAGAACUUUGUUAUUAAAUCAUUGUAUUGGCUACAAAAUCUCCAAAAAGAAAUACACUCUGAAGAAGCAGGUUUGUAUAUCCCAUAGCAGUUGAAUGUGAUUCUAUGGAAUAAAUAUAAGAGAACCUGA
This is a messenger RNA of Spinacia oleracea (spinach), 1013 nucleotides long. RefSeq lists its product as uncharacterized. The record is from RefSeq and is a predicted model, not a curated record. The transcript has 3 exons. The coding region runs from base 360 to 713 and encodes 117 amino acids. NCBI's taxonomy places the organism in Eukaryota, Viridiplantae, Streptophyta, Magnoliopsida, Caryophyllales, Amaranthaceae.